CGCCUUCAUCUUGCCGGGGAUCUCGCUGGGUAACUUGCUCCAGAGAACUAGCACCAUGGCGUCCGGCUGCAAGAUUGGUCCGUCCAUCCUCAACAGCGACCUGGCCAGUUUAGGGGCCGAGUGCCUUCGUAUGCUGGACUCUGGGGCCGAUUAUCUGCACCUGGAUGCACCCUGCUCUUCAGGGAGGCAUUUUGUUCCCAACAUCACCUUUGGUCACCCUGUGGUAGAAAGCCUCCGAAAGCAGCUAGGCCAGGACCCUUUCUUUGACAUGCACAUGAUGGUGUCCAGGCCGGAACAGUGGGUAAAACCAAUGGCUGUAGCAGGAGCCAAUCAAUACACUUUUCAUCUCGAGGCUACUGAGAACCCGGGGGCUUUGAUCAAAGACAUUCGGGAGAAUGGAAUGAAGGUUGGCCUUGCUAUCAAACCAGGAACUACAGUUGAGUAUUUGGCACCAUGGGCUAAUCAGAUAGAUAUGGCCUUGGUUAUGACAGUGGAACCUGGGUUUGGAGGGCAGAAAUUCAUGGAAGAUAUGAUGCCAAAGGUAAAAGAAGUAUUUGGUUCUGGGGUUCACUGGUUGAGGACCCAGUUCCCGUCUUUGGACAUUGAGGUUGAUGGUGGAGUAGGUCCUGACACCAUCCAUAAAUGCGCAGAGGCAGGAGCUAACAUGAUUGUAUCUGGCAGUGCCAUUAUGAGGAGUGAAGACCCCAGAUCUGUGAUCAACCUGUUAAGAAAUGUUUGCUCAGAAGCUGCUCAGAAACGUUCUCUCGAUCGAUGAAACCACAAGGAGUUCAGUGUUUCUGCUUAUGAGAUCUCCUUUUUACUGGAAAACAAGAAUACUGACUACCAAAUCGUACCACAGUUGAGGCAGUGCUGCUUUUCUGAGCAAUUAUUCAUUCCAGUGACUAAAAUCCAUUUUGCAGAAUGUUCCAAGAGGUUAGAAAUUGGUGUGUAUUAUGUUUUCAGUGAUGGAAUUUAAAGAUUAGUGUGGUAAAA
This is a messenger RNA of Balaenoptera acutorostrata (minke whale), 993 nucleotides long. RefSeq names its product ribulose-5-phosphate-3-epimerase (gene RPE). Gene Ontology annotation, biological process: carbohydrate metabolic process; pentose-phosphate shunt; pentose-phosphate shunt, non-oxidative branch. Gene Ontology annotation, molecular function: D-ribulose-phosphate 3-epimerase activity; metal ion binding. The transcript has 7 exons. Bases 56 to 775 code for a protein of 239 amino acids. Gene Ontology annotation, cellular component: cytosol. The record is from RefSeq and is a predicted model, not a curated record. NCBI's taxonomy places the organism in Eukaryota, Metazoa, Chordata, Mammalia, Artiodactyla, Balaenopteridae.